AUGGCAUCUGAAUCAAAAACGCAACCUUCAUUGCUUCCACCUUCGCAUUUACCAAUGAUGAAUUCAAGUGAUUCUUACGAAGAAACAACUCCAGCAGUUUCAAGUAAACCCAAAAAACGAACUCUUCUUCAUCGUCUCUUCGGAAACUUACACGCUGCACCAUUUAAUUACACUGACGAACUCAAGCCUUACUCUGUUAAUGGAUGCAAUGUCAACAAAACUGGAAGAACAAUCUUAACAAAGAAAUAA
Molecule: messenger RNA, 249 nt
Organism: Adineta ricciae
Lineage: Eukaryota; Metazoa; Rotifera; Eurotatoria; Adinetida; Adinetidae
Source: the annotation of a GenBank genome assembly